GCCACACGAAGAAGAAGGAUUUGUCAUCUUUUCAUUGACUUUGCUCCGGUGUUAUGCAGAUGAGGGCAGUGUGAAGUCCCGAGACGCUUUUAUUACGAGCGUGACGAAAACCCGGACUGCCCUGUACUACAACGUUGGCAAGGAAACCCGGACUGCCCGGUACUACAACGUUGGCAAGGAAACCCGGACUGCCCUGUACUACAACGUUGGCAAGGAAACCCGGACUGCCCGGUACUACAACGUUGGCAAGGAAACCCGGACUGCCCGGUACUACAACGUUGGCAAGGAAACCCGGACUGCCCUGUACUACAACGUUGGCAAGGAAACCCGGACUGCCCUGUACUACAACGUUGGCAAGGAAACCCGGACUGCCCUGUACUACAACGUUGGCAAGGAAACCGCCUUUACGACCGGACCCGAGUCCUGUGGAAUGACGACUCUGGACGACUGCAACGCUGAGUAGCUAGCUAGGACACAAAUUCCUCUGCAAAUUGAACUGUGCUAGUUAUGUCUUCUGGGAUGACUGGGCAGACACCGUAAGUUACACUUUUUAUUUAGUACCAUUUACUUUUAUAUUUUGGAUAAGAAAACGAAUUUUAGUUUCGUGCUAACAUGUUAGGUAAGUUAGCUACCUACAAUCAUGUUAGCGGCGAUUGCUGGUUUUAUUGCUAGCUAGCUAGGUAACGUUCUUAUUCCAUUGCAUGAAAGUACAAUUCGUUAUAACUAGAAUAUUUUGUAAAAGUUUAUCCGAAAUUGAUGACCAAGCCACGGUCGUAGAUUCUUGUUUUUAUCAUAGCAGUAAAGUUGAUCCGUGCUAACGUGGCUAGACGUUAGCGGUAUGCUAAUUGAGCUAACGUUAACUAGCUAGUUAGCAACACCGGUUUCUGGUUAAGUUUCCUUGUCUAACGUUAGCUAGCCACCUAACAUAUCACUAGUUCGUGGAGGGUCAAGAAAGCGGUCUCUCUAAAGCUGUGGUUACCUGCUGAUACUACCCUCCAAGAUAAAUUAUUUGUAGAGGAGCAGGCCAGAACAGUUUUCAAGUGAAUGCCGAGGCCUACUAACCCUACGAACACUAAUGUUGGCAAGCAUCGGCGCAUUCGCGACUAGUGUUAUGCUAAAUAGCUUGCAAACACAAGAUAGCCCUCGAAUCCCGCCCUGCAAUAUUGUCUUGAGUUAGAUGAAAAGAUAGCCAACCAGGCAAAUUAGUCCCUAACUGUUGGAUAUGAUAUGGAGUGCGUCCCAGUUCAGUUAUUGUUGCAAGCCACUUGAUGUUGAAUUAAAUGUCUCUCAUUUCUCCCCAUCAUAAUGUAUCCAGGUGCCUAACCAGUAGCAGCAGAUGGGAUCAGCCUGCUCAGCCCAAAACGAGGGUAGACGUCGAGCAAGGCUUCGCAUCCUCUGUGGCGACCGCCCAGACCUGCACAUCGGCCCCUACGACCCCUCAAUCAGCCCAGCACCCUGUAGCCGGUCCACUGGUGCCCCAGACCUUGCAGGGGGACAUGCCAGCAGCACAGGGGGGAGGCGUGGAGAUGGCUGCGGCUAUGGCUGCUAAGAUCAAUGCUAUGCUGAUGGCCAAGGGAAAACUGAUGGUUCCUCCGCCACUACCUGGCAAGGUGAGAGGGAAAGGGUUAAUGUAACUUUCUCUCACUCAGUCCUGGUCCUGAGGAACCACUGUGUAGGCUUUUCAUCCAGUCCUAAGGGUCACAUGGCCAGUCAUAAGAGGCACAAGCCACAGACUAGAAUGGUUUCCAUUGGUGGUGCUACUUGUCUCUGAGAACAGAGAGAGUGAUUGUCAUUAUUUUCAACCACAUAAUAUAAUGUAGCCAUGUCCCAUAACUGGAGGUAGUAGAAGGUGAGGCCAGUUGAGACCAUGUGGCCUUCACUGAUACCCACCUCCUAGAGUAACCCAGCAGAGAGAACCACCCUGGUCUACAGACACGCCACGGUUACUGCUGCUGCUCACAACACUAUUCUCAAGGCAGUCUCUCUAACUCAGUGCUGGUCCUUCUGCACGCUGUGAGUCCCGGCUUUUGUUCCAGCCCAGUACUAACCAAUCAGAUUCAACCAAAUAGGGGCUUUAGUAGUCCGCUAGACCAGAACUAAAGCCUGGACCAUUGGUGGCUUCCCAGGAGGGUCAAACACUGACGUAACUUCAUGAUAUUGUAUGAUCACCAUGACUAGUUAUUUAGUGUUUGUAUGUUGAGUCAUAUGAAAAGUGUUGCCCAUGUCUUGCCCACAGAUCCCUCCGUGUAUGCCGGCUGCCAGUGGUGGAGACGAGACUGUGGUGACAGAGGUGGACAUCAACGAUGUGCCCAUCAACAGCAGAAACCUGCUCACCAAAGGAAAAACACAGGAAGAGGUAAAAAGACCUGAGUCUUCAUCGCAUCUCUCCACUUAGCGCCUUCUUAAAAUGCAGUGGAGAAAGCCAGAUGAGAGGGACCUUGGCCCUUUCCUCCAAUAUGAAUGAAAAGGAGGUGGAUACCAUCAAGCAGCCUGAAUCACAACCCUUUCUGUAUAAUAUAUAUCUAAUAUAUUCAAUUUAGACGACGUGUACAUACAUUUUAUGUAUUGGUGGCCCCAACUAAUACUGAAAGGGUUCUCUUUGUUUCAGAUUCGUCAGUUCAGCGGUGCAGUAGUCUCAACCAGAGGCCACUACAUGACCAGUGCAGAGAAGUCCCAUGGAAAAGGAGUGUAUGUAUGCAGUUGAUGUUACUGUGUGUAUCUGCAGUUGACUCUGACCACGUGGAGUUCUAACCGACUCUUCUUAUUUAGAGAAAGGCCUUUGUAUUUGCACGUCCAGGGAAAGAGCCAAGAGGAGGUCAACAGUAAGUAGAAUCUCUAUAACCCUCCCGUCUACAUUUGUGAUAGAUACUUUAUUGUCCUCAGAUCCUGUAAAUUACACAACGUGGUCAUGAAGAUUACGUGGGUUGGUGUGGUUGACUGGCCUUUGUUUUUCUCAGUAUAAUAUCCUCAUAUUUCCCCCAUUGACCCCUUGUCUAUGUAUUCCCUGUGUUGUCUUCCAGAGGCAGUGCUGAGGAUAAAGGAGAUCAUCUCUGAGGAUGUGUUGAGGACAGCUGCAGCGUUAGGAUCCCAGCUGAGACCCGUCAUACCCCCCCUGCCUCUCUACCCCCAGGCCCCUCGCCCCAUGGCUGCCCUCCAUCCACACCUGCCCAGGAUGCCUAGUGUCAACCCUCCCUUGCCACAUGGACACCGGCCUGCCGCGCCACACCAAGGGGUAGGUACAGGGGUCCCUGGUCCUCACAGAAUUGUUUUCCCUGGAAGGUUUUUAAGAAAUCCUGCUUGGAGGAUUCCCUCCCGAUUCUGGGAAUCCUCUAACUGGGAUUUCAACAAAAAAAAAACGUAGGAACUUUGGGUUUUUAUCGCAAUUUUGCGGGAGGGAAACGUGUUUUCAGUUUGCAAUCUGGCCCAUGUCCCAUAUCUGGAGGUAGUAGAAGGUGAGGCCAGUUGAGACCAUGUGGCCUUCACUGAUACCCACCUCCUAGAGUAACCCAGCAGAGAGAACCACCCUGGUCUACAGACACGCCACGGUUACUGCUGCUGCUCACAACACUAUUCUCAAGGUAGUCAUUUAGAUGGAUUAAAGGGAGAGCACUCGGUAGCUCCAUACUCUAGUGCUUUCUGUUAUCCAUAAGAUGAAGUAUGUUUGUAAUGUGGUGGUUGAACUAUCCCUUUAACAAUGUAUUGACCUUGACACAGGACUCAUCCAUAUGUAACUCUCAUCUCUCCCCCUCAAGAGUUUUGUGCACGUCAAGAUCUUUGUGGGUCUGGACCAGGCCCUGCCCUCGUUUAAUGUGAAUGAGAAGGUGGAGGGUCCCGGGGGCAUGUACCUGGCCCACAUCCAGACCGAGACGGGAGCCAGAGUGUUCCUCAGGGGGAAAGGCUCGGGGUACAUAGAACAGGCCUCACGACGGGAGUCCUUCGAACCACUCUACGUCUACAUCAGGUAAGAUUUUUAUUUUUAUUUCAGGGUCAUACGCCGUUAUCGGCCCAGCCAACAUGGGCUUAAAAUACCCUUUUAUAAGAAUCAUGAAAGUUGCCAUAGCAACUAUACUAUCAAUAUACACCAACCUGUGAUGAGUACAGAAGCCAUGUGAACUAUUUGGAGGUUAAAGAAGGUGAAACUAUUGAAGUGUAUAGUUGUCACUGAUACCCACCUCCUAUAGGAAACAGUAGCGUAAACCACCUGACCUCCAGACAUAGGUUUACAGUGCUCUGCACCUACUCACAACCAGAACCAGUACAGACUUAACCGUUCAAUUCUCUACCACGCUCUACAGCUCACUCGUAUGCAUUCAGAAGACUGCUCACCACACGUUGGCUAGCUAUCAGUCGUGCUGCUCUCUCGUAGAUGUUAGGUGAACCUUCUGUUCGUCUCGUAGUGUCUGAAAGAGUUUAUUUCCUGCUGUGGUGGUUAUCGGUUUCAUCCCAUUUCAACACUGUUGUCUUUUUCUUGUAGCCACCCCUACUCCACAGGGCUGGAAGCUGCAAAGAAACUCACAGAGAGCCUGUUGGAAACUGUAAGUCAACAGUGUUUUCCCCACUGACACACAGCAAGGAAAGCAGACACUGUAGAUGAGAGCGUAUGCUGAAUGAGUCCAAUGUACAUGAUUUACGUUUAUUUGAACUGGGUCGUGUUCAUUUGGCACCAAACAGAAGAGAACUGACUGAAACAAGGAGGUGACUACCUGGACUCAUUUGUUUCCCGUUGCAAAACGUUUUCCGUUUGCGUGCCAUAAUGAACACGCCCAAUGAUGGAGGUUAAAGAAGGUGAAACUAUUGAAGUGUAUAGUUGUCACUGAUACCCACCUCCUAUAGGAAACAGUAGCGUAAACCACCUGACCUCCAGACAUAGGUUUACAGUGCUCUGCACCUACUCACAACCAGAACCAGUACAGAUUUAACCGUUCAAUUCUCUACCACGCUCUACAACUCCCUUUGUGUUUUUAAACCAUGCAUGUUGUGGGAUUAAAAGUGUCUUGUUGAUAUACUUGCUUAUCUGAGACCUUUUUCCACAGGAUUUCUUCCUCUGCUUCCUCUAAACAUGAUUAACCUCCCUUUUGUAAGGAUUCAGUGUUCUCAUCCUGUUCCCUCUCGCCUGUGUCUGUUGUACAGGUGAGAGCUGAACAUACCCGCAUGGUCUCCAUCUACACAGCCACCGGCUCCACCCAACGUAAGUCUCCUCUCUCUCUCUCACACACACCAGAACUAACACUAAGUAACUCAAAUACCACAGUCAUAGGACCUGGGCCCGUAUUCAUAAAGCACCUUGGAGAAGAGCGCUGAUCUAGGAUCAGCUUUGGAUUUGAAUGGACAAGGGGGGACCUGAUCCCAGAUCAGCACUCUUACUCUGAGACAUUUUUAUGAAUAUGGGCCCAGGAGUUCAGGUGAAAUAACCAGCCAGGCCUGGGUUUUCCUGGUCAGGGUAAAUAACCAGCCAGGCCCGGGUUUUCCUGGUCAGGUUAAAUAACCAGCCAGGCCCGGGUUUUCCUGGUCAGGGUAAAUAACCAGCCAGGCCCGGGUUUUCCUGGUCAGGGUAAAUACACCAUUUUGCUAAACCAGCCCGGGUUUUCCUGUCAGGUAAAUAACCAGCCAGGCCGGGUUUUCCUGGUCAGGUAAAUAACCAGCCAGGCCCGGUUUCCUGGUCAGGGUAAAAAACCAGCCAGGCCCGGGUUUUCCUGGUCAGGGUAAAUAACCAGCCAGGCCCGGGUUUUCCUGGUCAGGGUAAAUAACCAGCCAGGCCCGGGUUUUCCUGGUCAGGUUACGUGGACAGAGAAACUUCUGGCCCUACUCAUUUACUUGAAUAUAAUAGAAUGGCCUGAAUGUUUCCCUUCUAGUAAAUCAAUUCCUAUGUUUGCUUAAACCACAGACACUACUAGCUCCUGUCAUAAAUGAAUCUCUCUCUGUCUCUAGUGGCACAACAACAAACAGAACAGACAGUCAACAACCCUGUCUGUGAAUGACCCCUUCUUCCAAUCACAUCCAUUAACCCUGAUCUCCUAUACUUCCCUUUCAGCAUACCCAGCUCAUGGAUACCCAGCUAAUAGCACUUACUCUAGCCAGGGCUGGGGCAGCAGCAGUGGUUACCCAGGGUGUAACGGGCUGGGGCUGGCUGGGGGCUAUGCUGCCUCUACCAGCUACCCCACACCGCCAGGACCCGCUGGCUAUUGGACUAGUGCUGCUAGUGGUCAGCCCAGUCAAUCUAACCUGUCGACAAACCCUCCAUCUUCUCAGGCUAUGGUUCAGUAUCCUGUCUGUCCCAGGAAGACACACCCAUACCUAUUACAGGUACGUAGUGGCUAGGAAACCAUACCGUUACCUAGUACAGGUACGUAGUGGUUAGGAAACCAUACCGUUACCUAUUACAGGUACGUAGUGGCUAGGAAACCAUACCGUUACCUAGUACAGGUACGUAGUGGCUAGGAAACCAUACCGUUACCUAGUACAGGUACGUAGUGGCUAGGAAACCAUACCGUUACCUAGUACAGGUACGUAGUGGCUAGGAAACCAUACCGUUACCUAGUACAGGUACGUAGUGGCUAGGAAACCAUACCGUUACCUAGUACAGGUACGUAGUGGCUAGGAAACCAUACCGUUACCUAGUACAGGUACGUAGUGGCUAGGAAACCAUACCGUUACCUAGUACAGGUACGUAGUGGCUAGGAAACCAUACCGUUACCUAGUACAGGUACGUAGUGGCUAGGAAACCAUACCGUUACCUAGUACAGGUACGUAGUGGCUAGGAAACCAUACCGUUACCUAUUACAUGUAUGGAUUGGGAAGGUUACAGGAACAUGGGUGGGCUGUCCAAAUAGGAUUCAGGACAGGGAUCACAGUAGUUUAGAACAGACAACACCAUGACACCCAUAAGAAAGCAAAAAAAAUAGGUUUAUCACCUGAAAAUCAGUUUCUAAACUGAAGUCCUAUGUCUGUAUCAGUUUCAUUAGUUAGCCAGGAGAUGAAGUUGUACACCAUUGUAAGGGCAGGACUAACCAGAUGUAUUGAUGAAGGUGUACACCAUUGUAAGGGCAGGACUAACCAGAUGUAUUGAUGAAGGUGUACACCAUUGUAAGGGCAGGACUAACCAGAUGUAUUGAUGACCCUGGGAUUAGACUAACUGUUGUUUGGGUUUGACCUUGGUGUCUCAGGACCCUGGGUGCAGUGACCAGACGGAGACUGACCUGUCGUCAUCCAGCUCAACUCGGACAGGAACAGGAAGUCCUAAACGACGCUUCCAGGAAAAGACUGAGGAUGAGCAGGCCUCUCGGGUGAGACGGAGCUGAAACUGCUGAAAUAUGCAACGAGAGAGGUUUUUAAAGAGAACGGCUUGUCAACUGAAUAACCUGGCUAAACAAUAUCAAGGCUGUCACCAACCCAAAUAUGUUAGCUCAGUGCUUACUCGCAAGUGCAGAAAGUGUGUUUUUGUUUUUAACAAUUCCAACAGUGCUCUGUGGCCUUCUGCUAACAGUCCUUCCUGUCUGUCCAUCUCUCAGCCUGCCAGCAGCUCACCCGAGGCCCCGGUGAGAGAGAAGUCUCCCCCUCUACCUUCAGCAGCUCUGAGAGAGGAAGAGCGAGGACAAGGAGCUGAAAGGUUUCUAAAUAGUUCUCUGCUCUAAAUCUCUGGUUUUGUUUUGCCCAGAAUGUUGCAGCCACCGUGUUCAAAAGGUCACAAGGGGGGACGGGACGGGGGGGCAGUUACACGUUCAGACAGUUCUGGGUUGUUUUCUUACAUUUUGCACCUACUGAACACGCCCCUAAAAUGAAGCCUCUGAUGUUUCUCCACCCUGUGCCUUUGUCUCUGUCUGUAGGAUGUUGAUGCCACCUCCUCUCCCUGUGUUUCUGGCCCCCGGCCCUGUGGCACGCAAGAGACCCAGAGAGACGGCAGUACCAGUGGUCCCACCCAGUCUACCAACCAGCACCCCCGCAUCACAGGGUACGCGUCUUACUGGGAACAUACUUCACUGUACUUGAUGCCUGAAUGGGCAGACAUUUUAACCAUGAUGAAGUUGAGUGGUGUUUUUCGACGAUUUCUUCUCCCCUCAGUAGUGGAGUAAUGGAGGCAGACAGACCUGUCUGAGCUCCUCUGUGAUUGGCUGAGCCGUGCUAACUGUCACUCCCUGUAUGUGUUCUUUGUCUUCCCCUUGUGUUCUCUCUCCACAUGUCUCCUGGACCCGCUGCUACCUAACAUGGAUCUAUCUCAUCUGGUGUCUGUCUGAUCUCUCUGCUCUGACUGGCUGUGGAUCAAUCCAACCAACUCAAACAUGGGCUGGGCUCCUCUCUUGUUUUGCCCUCUCUCGCUCUCUUUCUGUUCUCUCUCUCUCUCUCUCUCUCUCUCUCUCUCUCUCUCUCUCUCUCUCUUUGUCCCUGUCUCUCUCUCUCUGUCUCUCUCUCCCUCUGUCUGUCUGUCUGUCUGUCUUUGUUCUCCUCAGAUUCUCCCCAGGAGGUGAUUGUGAAGAAGAUAAAGGUAGUGGAGAAACCUUCAGGUUUAGUGCCCUACGGAGGUGGGGUAAUGGACACUUCAUGCCUAGUACCCUACGGUGGGGACUCUUCUGAUGAGGGAGAGGACUCCUAGCAGUAAGACGGCUAACUCAUACCCCCCAUCCCACUACCCUUCCCAAAUCCCAUCAACCCCACCCUAAAGUGUCCUCAUUCCACUUAGAUGCUGGGGUUGCAGUGAUCAGUGUUCAGCCCAAGGCUAGCUAGCGCUGUUAUUACCAUCAUCGACUGCUGUACUGUGGGACCUCGAACAGAGCGUCGCACUGCUACAGCCCUGCCCCCAAAAACAAAGGAAUGCUACUUUAUGUUAUUAUAAAUAUUAAAGAUUCACGACAGUUUUCAUUUGAAAGGGUCCUUUUUAUUUCAAAUCUGAAAAAGCAUAUGUGGUUGUCCGUCUACGACCGAGCCUGCGCUACGACCGAAUUCUUCAACCUGCUUUACACCAAUUCACUGAUUAUUAUGUUGUAUAUAAUGGAAAAUGGUGUGAAUCUGUUCCCAUGGAAUACUGUAAUAAAUGGAUUUGGAAACAGCCUUCAUUUUGUUUCCUCAUGUUAGUCUAGCAGU
This is a messenger RNA of Coregonus sp. 'balchen', 9075 nucleotides long. Lineage: Eukaryota; Metazoa; Chordata; Actinopteri; Salmoniformes; Salmonidae. The record is from the annotation of a GenBank genome assembly.